This is a messenger RNA of Alternaria rosae, 1266 nucleotides long. RefSeq lists its product as uncharacterized. NCBI's taxonomy places the organism in Eukaryota, Fungi, Ascomycota, Dothideomycetes, Pleosporales, Pleosporaceae. The record is from RefSeq and is a predicted model, not a curated record. The coding region runs from base 408 to 1058 and encodes 216 amino acids. The transcript is spliced from 2 exons.
GUGCACUGCAGCCUCACACUGCACCUUUCGGCGCCUUGUGUGAGGAAAUCGUAAAAAGACUCGCCGGGCGCAUCGUGACAUCAGGCUGGGGUGCAUGGACUCUAUGGCGGUCAGGUACGGGCUUCCGGCUGACGCGAAUGCGAAAUCAAGGCAGUGGCUAUGUGCCUGGAUGACCCCCAAAGCACAAUCAAGGGUACGAAAGAUGGAUGGCAGCUGUUGCCAUGGCAGACUGUCAGAUGAAAACCGCAGGAGGCAAUGCUGUUUUGUUUGUUGCUCAUCCGACGUAAGGUGACGCCCGUCACACACCUGACGCGCCUGACCCCAGUCGCAUUUCCAAGGUUUGCUCAUGCAGGGAUGUGCGGCUGCCCCGCAACCAAGCCGCGGUCGGGGUGGUGCGGUGCAGCGCGAUGGGGAGCUUGGAAGCUCAGGCAGGGCAGGCACCCGACUGCUUGCUUGCUUUGCUGCCCUCUCGUGCGCUCAAGUACAAGUACCUGGGAGCUAGCCAUACCUGCAGCUUCACAAGUUCCCUUUUGAUCACACCCGCACUUACACUUGCUCGACUUACUUACUCAACAUCGCCGAGCGAACUGACGAAUAAUACGAUUGAGAACAUGGCGACUGAGGAUAUCAAGAAUGAGAGCGCGGCUGAGGUGAUCGUCGACGAGACGCCCAUCUCGCCCGUUCGCUCUCUGGACCGCCGUAAUAGUCUGGAGAAACAUUUGCAGCACAGGCCUGAGCCGCAGGAUCUGAAGAACAGACACAUUCUGCUGGAUACUACGACUGCUCCCGCCCUCCAAGCCAAAGCCCUCGAACUCGAGCGCCAACGCGCAACCGACCAACUCAAAAAAGGCCUCAACGCCCGCCCCGAACGCGCCGACCUCAUCGAGCGCAACAUCCUUCCUGCCUCCAACGCCGCGCCUGCACUACAGGGACACCAGAAGGAGCUUGAUAUGCAUAUGCGCGCGGACAGUCUGGAGAAGGGACUGCAGGGACGGCCGAGCCCGGAGGAGCUGGUUAAGAAGGGGAUUUUGGAUGAGGGGGAGAUUGUCAAGGAGUAGGGGGAGAUGGGUGUGUGGGAGAUGGGAGCCGUACCUUCCAAAGUGAAGUGUGUUCGGCGUUGAUGAGAUUUUGGUCAUAGUGGAGGGAGAGAUGAGAUGACAUGGGGAUUGUACGGGUGUUGCUUCGGCAUGAUCACCUGCAUAGCAUAUAUAUAUAUAUCACGAAUUAUGGAUCAUUUUGGCUCAAUCAAAUCGUCUCCAUCGUUCA